Chenopodium quinoa (quinoa) is the source of this 726-nucleotide messenger RNA. RefSeq names its product homeobox-leucine zipper protein HDG8-like. Gene Ontology annotation, molecular function: lipid binding. The record is from RefSeq and is a predicted model, not a curated record. Bases 1 to 726 code for a protein of 241 amino acids. Lineage: Eukaryota; Viridiplantae; Streptophyta; Magnoliopsida; Caryophyllales; Amaranthaceae. The transcript has 4 exons.
AUGAUGAAUCCCCAUCCAGAGUUGGAAAAUAUGCUUAUGGUUCAAAUUGUUGCAAGUGCUAUGGAUGUGUUAAAUUAUCAUUUAAGAGAUGAUAAUUCCUUUUGGAUAAAGUGUCCAAUAAAUGGGCAUUAUAAUCUUGAUUUUGACAGUUUUGAAAAGUUUUAUGAUGGGCUUAAGAAACAUAGAUUUCAAAACUCGAGAAUGGAAUCCUCAAAGUAUACAGACAUAAUUGCUUUGAAUUCGAAAUCGUUAGUGGAUCUCAUCUUAGAUGCAAAUAAGUGGGCUGAUAACUUUCCAACGAUUAUUUCAAAAGCAGAAAUUUUACGUGUACUAGAAGCUGGUUUAUUGGAAAGUCGAAGUGGCUCAUUGCAGCUGAUAUACCAGAAGAUGCAUAUUCUAUCACCAAUAAUCUCGCCAAGAGAGUAUAUUUUGCUUCAACAUUGCCAACAGAUUAAGAUAGGUAUGUGGGUGAUUGUAAACGUUUCCUAUAAUAAGUUUGAAGGUUCUGAUCGUAGUUAUUCUUCGACUUAUUAUUGGAAUCAUCCAUCUGGUUGGAUGAUUGAGGAACUACCUAAUGGAUUCUCUAAGGUAACAUGUAUAGAACAUGUAGAAGUUGAUGAUGAUUUCCAAGUUCAUCCUAUUUAUAAAAAUUCUGUGAAAAGCACAUUAGGAUUUGGUGCAAAAAGAUGGCACUUCAGAGAACAUGCGAACAUUUUUCUUAUUUGA